Oncorhynchus tshawytscha (Chinook salmon) is the source of this 699-nucleotide messenger RNA. RefSeq lists its product as uncharacterized. The transcript has a single exon. The annotation marks the transcript as partial. The record is from RefSeq and is a predicted model, not a curated record. NCBI's taxonomy places the organism in Eukaryota, Metazoa, Chordata, Actinopteri, Salmoniformes, Salmonidae.
CAUCCUACCGUACACACUGUGGCAGCAUCCUACCGUACACACUGUGGCAGCAUCCUACCGUACACACUGUGGCAGCAUCCUACCGUACACACUGUGGCAGCAUCCUACCGUACACACUGUGGCAGCAUCCUACCGUACAGCCACCCGCAUAGCCACCCGUACAGCCACCCGUACAGCCACCCGUACAGCCACCCAAACAGCCACCCGUACAGCCACCUGGACAACCACCCGUAUAGCCACCCGUACAGCCACCCGUACAGCCACCCGUACAGCCACCCAAACAGCCACCCGUACAGCCACCCGUACAGCCACCCGUACAGCCACCCGUACAGCCACCCGUACAGCCACCCAAACAGCCACCCGUACAGCCACCCGUACAGCCACCCGUACAGCCACCCAAACAGCCACCCAAACAGCCACCCGUACAGCCACCUGGACAACCACCCGUAUAGCCACCCGUACAGCCACCCGUACAGCCACCCGUACAGCCACCCAAACAGCCACCCGUACAGCCACCUGGACAACCACCCGUAUAGCCACCCGUACAGCCACCCGUACAGCCACCCGUACAGCCACCCAAACAGCCACCCGUACAGCCACCCGUACAGCCACCCGUACAGCCACCCGUACAGCCACCCGUACAGCCACCCGUACAGCCACCCGUACAUCCACCUGGACAACAGAGACGAAGGUCUAUGA